AUGGAAAGUAGCUCCAUUUUGAAAAGUAUUUCCACUUUAGAGAACUUCAACGAAAUAGCCAUAGUCUUCUCAAAAAGCUUCAAAAACCAGAUAAAAAGCAUUUAUGAAGACUUGACGAUGCGAUUUCCAACCAAGGACGUCUAUCUAGUUCCAUCCAAUGACAUUCUGUGCUCUGCCAAAUGCGACAAAUACGAAGCCUAUGUCUUGGUUGGAAUCGAGUGUCCGAUCCAUACAUUCGAGAAUGCAGUACAGUUCAAGGUUGAGUUAAAGCCUGAAGUUAAGGAUAAAAUCAAAAGCUAUGAUGGCAAAGUGGCGUUGGACUCGAUUUACACGAAUGACGGACUGGUGAAUAAAUCAGAUGAGUUCUGUGAAUCAGAAGCCCACGGCGCUGACACACCAAUACUGGUUGUAACUGAAAAUCAGAUGGUUUUUGACUACUAUUCGUAUAAAUAUGAGAAUAUUGAAAAGUCGAGCGAAGAUCUAAAAUCACGAACCCGUGUUUCAUACUUGAUGAAGGAAAAUGCAAGUGGAGGUAAGCUAGAAAAUAAAAGAAUGGUUGGUGUUGUUUUUACCAGCAGGGCUUUUGAGGAUAUUGCCACUUCACUGGUCAAGACUAUUAAUCAAUUCUCACGGGCUUACAAAAUAUUCUUGAAAGACGUUAGCUAUGAAAGAUUAAUUAGCAUUGACAAUAUAGACUGCAUCGUUCUUGUUGACUGCCCAUUUUUCCAAUGUAGUUUUGAUCUUCACAUUCCCAUUCUGACACCCUUUUCAGUGAAUUGCUAUAUGACCGAAAAGUGGAGUGACCAGUAUAAUAGAAAUAGUUUUGAAUGCAGCGAAACAAAAGAAUUGGCAAUCCAAAGCCAUGCAGGUGAAAUUAUGGAGACAAGAUGGUUUAAAGGGGCGGUGUUUAGAACCGAGGAAGAAGAUAUGAAUAUUUACAAGGGCAGAAAAGGCAUAGCGACGGAAUAUGACGAUGAGGGCAAGAUAUAA
This is a messenger RNA of Vittaforma corneae ATCC 50505, 990 nucleotides long. RefSeq lists its product as uncharacterized. The record is from RefSeq and is a predicted model, not a curated record. The coding region runs from base 1 to 990 and encodes 329 amino acids. The transcript has a single exon. NCBI's taxonomy places the organism in Eukaryota, Fungi, Microsporidia, Nosematidae.